AUGUCUGAAGGUUAUCAAGUUGUUAUCAUAGGAGAAGGUUCAGUAGGGAAAUCUGCUUUAUGUUUACAAUUUGUACGAGAAGUCUUUUCUGUAGAAUAUAGUCCAACAAUUGAAGAUACUUAUAAUAAAACUAUUAAAGUUGAUUCACAUACAGUAACGUUUAAUUUGAUCGAUACUGCAGGACAAGAAGAAUAUGUUGCUUUGAGAGAACAAUAUUAUUUAAAAGGAGAUGGAUUUGUAUUAGUUUAUUCUAUUGAAAAUAAAUCAUCAUUUAUGGCAAUUGGAAAUCAUAAAGACAGUAUUUCCGUUAUUAGACCUGAUGGAGAUGUUGCUUUAAUUCUUGCUGGAAAUAAAUGUGAUUUAGAGGAACAAAGGGUAGUGUCAAAAGCUGAUGGAGAGGCAUUAGCUAAGUCAUAUGGAAUUGAUUUCUUUGAGACAUCUGCUGCAAAAAGAAUAAAUGUUGAUGAAUUGUUCAUAGCACUCGGAAGAAAAUUACUUCAAAUUAAUCAUAAAGGUGAAGAUGCACCAAAGACAUCUUCCCCUUCAAACGAGAAAAAAUCUGAAAAGAAUGAAAAGCCAAAGAAAGAAAAAGGAAAAAAGAAAGGAGGUUGCGUUAUGGUUUAA
Entamoeba dispar SAW760 is the source of this 624-nucleotide messenger RNA. RefSeq lists its product as uncharacterized. The record is from RefSeq and is a predicted model, not a curated record. NCBI's taxonomy places the organism in Eukaryota, Evosea, Mastigamoebida, Endamoebidae. Gene Ontology annotation, molecular function: GDP binding; GTPase activity; GTP binding. Gene Ontology annotation, cellular component: plasma membrane. Gene Ontology annotation, biological process: Ras protein signal transduction. The coding region runs from base 1 to 624 and encodes 207 amino acids. The transcript has a single exon.